This is a messenger RNA of Neopsephotus bourkii (Bourke's parrot), 2743 nucleotides long. RefSeq names its product PDZ and LIM domain 1 (gene PDLIM1). Gene Ontology annotation, biological process: actin cytoskeleton organization; heart development; muscle structure development. Gene Ontology annotation, molecular function: muscle alpha-actinin binding; actin binding. The transcript has 5 exons. Gene Ontology annotation, cellular component: filamentous actin; Z disc; stress fiber. The coding region runs from base 1587 to 2399 and encodes 270 amino acids. The record is from RefSeq and is a predicted model, not a curated record. NCBI's taxonomy places the organism in Eukaryota, Metazoa, Chordata, Aves, Psittaciformes, Psittacidae.
UUACGAGCACUUAGUUAGAGUUUUGUGUUGGCUUUGUGGGUAAUGCUGGGCAGGAGGGGUACUAGCUAAUGCAGGAAGCACACACGUCCCCCUUCUUGGCUGGUCUGGGAUUCAUAGUCAGACUCUGCCUAAGUUUGGAUCUUUCUGUUUCUUACUACUGAACCUUGUUUUUCACAGGAGUUUUAAAAAGUAGUUGAAACAUUGAUAGCUGAAACAUUGAUACCUGUGUGAACAAUUUCAUAUAUGGGACUGGAAAGGUUCCCAACCUUAAAAGGGCCUGCUGACUUUUGUGGUUGUGUCUGAGUUCGCCAGAGACAUUAUUCCAAAAGUCCAACAUUCCUCUUUUUUCAUUGGAAGCAAUAAAGCAGGAGCUGUCUGAAAUCUUUCUGGCUGUGUUGGUCAAGUUGCUUAACUGCCCUAAGUCUAUAGCCAUACCAACUGCCAGGAAAACUUUGGCCACUUUUACAACAAAAGCUGCAUGACCAAUGCUUUACAUGAUACUCAGUUAAAUUUCUGACUUGUGAAUGUGGAGCCAAAAGGAAUUUCAGCCUUUGCUUUUGUAGGGCACAAAGACCUGAGAUUGUGUCUUAACACAAGCCUAAAAACUUGCCCCUGACCAAAACCGGCUUCUCACACUGGCAGCCCCAUCUGUAGCAGGGUCCCUUCUAGGCAGUUCCAGUGCUGCAGCUGGCAGACAAGGUGCCAGAUGUUUGUUCCUCAUUUGCUUCUGGUAGAGCUCAGCAGCCUCACUCAGGGGCUGAGCAAAGGCAGAGAGAACAAGAGAAAUCUGACUUUGCAUUAAGCUGAUGGGACCAUUUGGCACAAGCAAAGGAUGUGUAGGUUGUUCCUCUACACAGCCUUGCAGCUGUCUUUAUAUUCCUGCCCUUUUGUUUUCUGAGUUAUUUGUACAUGGCCCACCUUGCUGUGGGUUUACCUGGCAUUUUAUCUGCACCCCCAUGCUGCACCCAGUAGACACACAGCCUAUCUGAACCCAACAGCCUGAUCCUGCCACUGCACAUGGUGAUGCGACAUGGGGACCUGGUCCAUGCUCCAUACUGUAUGAUGUAAAUGCAAGGCUGGUACAGACAGAAACACCAGCAAAUCCACUGGAUUUGCAACUGGUGUUUCAAAGCAGGUGGGGAGGGGAGGGGAGGGGGAAGCCUCACUGCUGAACACAUCUGUUUUGGGGUUGGAGGUGAGAUGGGCCCUCAGUAGGAUGCCCAGGCUAGGUUUGGGAAGGGUAGCAGUGAAGGUGGCACUCCUUGGUUGGACAGUGGGACCAUGAGUGCUAGUUUAUAUUAAAAUCCAUGCUGCCAUGUCUUCAUUACCUUUACAACCCCUUUGCUCAUCAGUAGAGUGACUACAUUUUAAGUUUUUCCAGAAGCCUUUACGGGGCGUGAGACCAGAGCCACAGCAUUAGCCAGAAGCCUUUAAUGUAAAGUCAUGUAUUCAGUAAUGUGCCCCUCAGACAUUAUUCUGCAACUGCUUGUACUGCUUAGAGUAUUAGGUUUAGUCUAUUAAUAUCUUCCUUCUUUCCUUUCUUCCUCCGUUGCACCCUUCCCUCAAUUCUACAACGUAAAACCCAAAUGAACCCCCAAACAAACACAACUCAAUCUGCCCACAUGAACUUGUGGGGCCUUAGCUGCCCUUUGCCAGUGAGCCCGAUGCAGGCUCCCGUGGCCUCCAUCUAUAACCCUCUGCAGGUGCAGAGCUCCGAGCGGAGGCACAGCACCUCCUCCAUGCCCAGCCAAGUCCGAGUGGGGCCUGAGCAGCUGAAGCGCACGGCUCAGAUCUGCCCCAAGAGCCCUGUGGAAGUGGAGGUGCCUGGACUCAAAGUGCUACAUGUGCAGUUCAAUUCUCCCCUGCAGCUCUAUUCGCAGAGCAACAUCAUGGAUUCCCUGAAGGGGCAGAUCUCUUCUGUUAGCCCUGAUUUCCCCAGUUUAGAUCAGCAUAACCAGCCCCCAGGCGGUAUUGUCAUAGACAGAGAAUCUGAGGUUUACAAGAUGCUCCAGGAGAAUCAAGAGUCAAAUGAGCCACCCAGACAGUCUGCUUCGUUCCUUGUGCUGCAAGAAAUCUUGGAGUCAGAAGAAAAAGGAGACCCCACCAAACCAUCUGGAUUUAGGAGCGUCAAAGCCCCCACCACAAAGGUGGCCUCAUCGAUUGGGAAUGCCCAGAAGCUGCCCAUGUGUGAGAAGUGUGGAUCUGGCAUUGUAGGGGUGUUUGUGAAGAUCCGGGACAAGCAGCGACACCCCGAGUGCUAUGUGUGCAGUGACUGCGGCACCAACCUCAAGCAGAAAGGACACUUCUUCGUGGAAGACCAAAUCUAUUGCGAGAAGCACGCACGGGAGCGGGUGAUUCCCCCAGAGGGCUACGAGGUGGUCACCGUCUUCCCAAAGUAAACUGCACUGCUCACAAAGCCAGUGUGGGUCCCCAGCUGCUUUUCCUUGAAAAGCAUCAUCCCUGCCUGCCUGCCGAAUCUUGUUUGCAAUAAGGAAUGCUAGGCAUGGCUUUGAAUUUCCUUGCCAUUAUUAAUCCUCCAUUUGUUCACAUGAGAUGUCACUAAUUGUUCAACAUUCUUUUUGUUUCCUCUUGGCUUUUUCCUAAUACACAGAAUUAUACUUUUUUUCCCUCCUUUACACUGUCACUCACACAGGAAAAUCAGAGGCCAAAGUCACAUUACCACUCUCCUGUGUCCCAGUUAUUUGCCUUCGGUUUGCAUUCAAUAAACGGGGUGAAUCUACAA